UGAUAACAGUAAACUCAAAAAUGCCUUUGAGUGAAGAAUCGCCAGUUUACGGUCCAUUUUUUGGGGUGAUGGGUUCUGUGAGCGCAAUAGUCUUCAGUUCCCUUGGUGCAGCGUACGGAACGGCCAAAUCCGGCGUUGGAAUCGCUGCAAUGUCCGUGAUGAGACCAGAAUUAAUCAUGAAGUCGAUAAUACCUGUGGUUAUGGCCGGUAUCAUCGCCAUAUACGGCCUCGUGAUUGCAGUUCUUAUAGCGGGGAAGAUCAAAGCACCUGAAUCGUACUCGCUGUACCAGGGGUUCAUACAUUUGGGGGCUGGGUUGUCCGUGGGGCUAUCUGGGCUAGCUGCGGGGUUCGCGAUUGGUAUUGCUGGUGAUGCAGGGGUCAGAGGCACAGCCCAGCAGCCCAGGCUAUUUGUUGGUAUGAUACUCAUACUGAUCUUCGCUGAAGUCUUGGGUCUAUAUGGUCUCAUAGUCGGCAUCUAUCUCUACACCAGGGAAUCUUAGAUUGCAUUAUUGUAUUAUUAUUGUUACUUUACUUAGUGAAAGGUUUAAUAA
Messenger RNA from Brassicogethes aeneus, 551 nucleotides. The record is from the annotation of a GenBank genome assembly. Lineage: Eukaryota; Metazoa; Arthropoda; Insecta; Coleoptera; Nitidulidae.